Molecule: messenger RNA, 1962 nt
Organism: Bursaphelenchus okinawaensis
Lineage: Eukaryota; Metazoa; Nematoda; Chromadorea; Rhabditida; Aphelenchoididae
Source: the annotation of a GenBank genome assembly
AUGGACAAGAAAACCACGCCAACUUCUGAAAAGGCCAAAGAGCCAGAGAAGAUGGAAGUAGAACAGGAGGUAUGGUUAAUAUUGUGUCGAAUUUUAGGUAUUAAACCUCCCAUAAAUGUCUUCUUAUUGUUUUAGACUUGUAAAGCAAUGUCUUUAGCACCUUUAAUGUUAACAAACAUCGCUUCAUUUGCUUUCUUUAAUUUUUUAUAAUGAUUUAUAUUGUUUUAGGAGCAAGUGGACGAGGAAGUUUUAAGAAUGACAGCCGACGAUCUCAAGUCUCGAAUCCAGUUGUUGGACAGUGAUGUUAGAAUUAUGAGAAGCGAAGUACAACGAAUUAACCAUGGCUGUCAGACUUUGAAGGAAAAGAUUAAGGAAAACACAGAGAGAAUCAAGGUGAAUAUUAUUUUUUGUUUUUUUCAUGUUUUAGGUAUAACGUAGAGGCGAAUGCUUUUAACAUAAGUUGGCCAGGUCUAUAUUACACGUAUUGACAUAUGUCCAUGAAGGUUAGAGUUUUCUUUUUUUGAGAAAUGACAAAUUUUAUAUGAUAAUAUCGAUAUUGUUGUAGGUGAACAAAACCUUGCCGUAUUUGGUGUCGAAUGUGAUUGAAUUGUUGGAAUUGGAAGACACUCAAGAAGACGAAGGUGCCAACGUUGAUUUAGAUGCCAGAAAGACUCAAUGUGCUGUGAUCAAGACCUCAACUCGUGCCACUUACUUUCUUCCAGUUGUUGGUCUGGUUGAUCCUAAAGAAUUAAAGCCUGGAGAUCUUGUGGGUGUAAACAAGGACUCAUAUUUGGUGCUGGAGAAGCUGCCAGCCGAAUACGAUAGUCGUGUCAAGGCAAUGGAGGUAGAUGAGCGUCCCACCGAGCAAUACAGUGAUAUUGGUGGAUGUGAUAAGCAGAUUACUGAACUUAUUGAGGCUGUGGUGUUGCCAAUGACUCACAAGGAAAGAUUUGCCAACUUGGGUAUCCAUCCACCAAAGGGUGUGCUUAUGUAUGGUCCGCCUGGUACCGGAAAGACUAUAUUGGCUCGUGCUGUCGCUGCUCAGACCAAGAGUACCUUCUUGAAGCUGGCUGGUAAGGGUUUUGAAGUUUUUGUUGGUUUUUAGGUAUGAAAUGGAUGGUCAGGCUUUUGGAGAGAAUGAACAAUAUUGGUUUGGGCACAAAACGUUAAAAAUUAGCUUUGAAGACCAAGUUUUUACAUAGUUAUUGAUCAAUUUAUAUUGUCCAUGACCAUUUUCAGGUCCCCAACUUGUUCAAAUGUUUAUUGGUGACGGAGCCAAGCUGGUGAGAGAUGCUUUCGCCUUAGCCAAGGAAAAGGCUCCAGCUAUCAUCUUCAUUGAUGAAUUGGAUGCUAUUGGAACGAAACGUUUCGAUUCGGAAAAAGCUGGAGAUCGUGAGGUUCAAAGAACGAUGUUGGAGCUUCUGAAUCAGCUGGAUGGGUUCCAGCCUAACGAUGAUAUUAAAGUUAUUGCCGCCACGAACAGAAUUGACGUGUUGGACCCGGCUUUGCUGAGAUCGGGACGUUUGGACAGAAAAAUUGAACUUCCACAUCCGACAGAAGAGGCCAGAGCUAGAAUUAUGCAGAUUCACUCGAGGAAAAUGAAUGUCCAGUAGGUUUUUGAGGAGAGGAGGGUUUUUGUUUGGUCAUAGAAUUGAUAUAAAGAUCAAUUUAGAGUUUUAAAAUGAAGAAAAUUAUGAAAAACUUCAAUUUUACCUAUAUUAACAUUGAUUUUAACCUAUUUUUAACGUUUAAACGUCAUUUCUUUUCAGCAAAGACGUGAAUUUCGAUGAGCUGAGUCGCUGUACCGAAGACUUUAAUGGAGCCCAAUGUAAAGCGGUCUGUGUGGAAGCUGGUAUGAUCGCAUUACGACGUGACGCGGUGGAGAUCAUGCAUGAAGACUUUAUGGACGCCAUCCUUGAGGUCCAGGCCAAGAAGAAGACGUCCUUGAACUACUAUGCCUAA